GAGAGGCAGAGCCAGACCAUCCUCCUGUCCAACCCGAGCAGCGAGGCCUGGACCCUGCAGCCCAUCAUUGAGGGGAAAUACUGGAAAGGGCCUGAAUUUAUCCAUCUGGAGGCCAGGCAAAAAGAAAAGGUCUACCAGGUCACCUACAGACCCCUAACCAUGAGCUCUGAGAACAAGAAGCACCAGGGCUCCAUCUUCUUCCCCCUGCCGGACGGGACAGGCUUACGCUACCACCUGGAAGGAACUGCUGAAGCCCCCAGGUGUUCAGGGGCCAUUUCCCGGCAGGUUCCAUGCAGGAAGUGCCACACGGAGCUCAUCCCUGUGUCCAACUGGCUGCACAGACCACAGAGGUUCCUGGUGGUUAUUGACAUGCUCAAACCAGAGAACCUGGAAAGCAGUUCUGUGCUGCAGGGGUGUUCCUACAUGGACGUGCCAAGCUCUGCGAAGAAGGACUACCAGCUCACCUUCCUCUCCUACAAAGAAGGAGUCUUCAGGGCAAAGGUGACCUUCCUCAAUGAGACAACCGGAGAGUACUUGUUCCACAUGGUGACUUUCAAGGUGGUGGCUUCAGGACCCAUGGGCACUGUUCAAAUGAGCACCGCUGUUCGGCAGAGAGUGUCCUCCAGCGUCAAGGUGGACAACCCUCUGCCUGUCCCGGUGACGUUUGACAUCAACUGCAAAGUGCCCGACGUCAGCGUUCCCCAGCACUUUACUGUCCCUGCACAGUCGAAGGCGGAUCUUGUCUUGGAGUAUCAGCCCCUGCAAACGGGUGAGAGCAGCGGGCAGCUGGUGCUCCAGAGCAGCGACUUGGGCUCUCUGUUUUACACCCUGCAGCUGAAAGCCACCUGGAGCAGGCCAGAGAAGCCCGUGUAUUUCCGCACCAGGCUGGGCUCCCGUCAGACCAUCACCACCAAAAUACGGCAUUUUGCCCAGCAGAAGACCGAGUACCUCGUACAGACCGACUGUGCCGACUUCCAGACGGCAAAAAUCCAUCAGAACGUCUUCCGGAAGGCCACGGCGUUCCAAUACGCAGUGAAGCACCCGGGCUUCACCGUCAGGGCCCCCGAGGUGCUGCGCGCCAAGAGCAGCACCACCAUCACCGUCUCCUUCGCGGGCGGCCCGGCUCCUGUCACCAGCAGGCUGGUGGUCUCCUGCCCUGGGGGCUCCUGGAUCUACCACCUCCGGGGCCUGCCCUCCCCCCGCAAGUGA
Melopsittacus undulatus (budgerigar) is the source of this 1209-nucleotide messenger RNA. RefSeq names its product hydrocephalus-inducing protein-like. The record is from RefSeq and is a predicted model, not a curated record. The transcript has 7 exons. Gene Ontology annotation, biological process: cilium movement; axonemal central apparatus assembly. Lineage: Eukaryota; Metazoa; Chordata; Aves; Psittaciformes; Psittaculidae. The coding region runs from base 160 to 1209 and encodes 349 amino acids. Gene Ontology annotation, cellular component: axoneme.